This is a messenger RNA of Scedosporium apiospermum, 1101 nucleotides long. Its product is annotated as Malate/L-lactate dehydrogenase. The coding region runs from base 1 to 1101 and encodes 366 amino acids. Gene Ontology annotation, molecular function: oxidoreductase activity. The record is from RefSeq and is a predicted model, not a curated record. NCBI's taxonomy places the organism in Eukaryota, Fungi, Ascomycota, Sordariomycetes, Microascales, Microascaceae. The transcript has 2 exons.
AUGCCGGACGACACAGACCGCGACUCCAAAAUCUACGUGGACGCCUCUGAAGCCCGCCGCUUCGUGGAAUCUGUUCUCCAAGGCAACGGAGUUCGAGCCGAAAAUGCGGCCAUUGUAGCUCGGUGCUUGGUGGCAGCCGACCUCCGCGGUGUCGACACGCAUGGGAUGAACCGGAUUCCCUCCUACAUGGAGCGCGUUCGCCAAGGUGUCCUGGAUGCCAAGGCUGAGCCAACAGUCCGCCAAAUCACGCCAGUGGUUGCCCACGUUGAUGGCUGCAAUGGCUUCGGCUUCCUGGCAGCCCAGAAAGGAAUGGAGGCGGCGAUAGAGUCUGCUCGCACUUACGGGAUUGGCAUGGCUAGUGUGGCCCAUUCAAACCACUUUGGCAUGAGUGCGUGGGUCGUCCAACAAGCUCUCGACGCCGGCAUGCUGAGUCUCGUGUUUACCAACUCGAGCCCAGCGCUUCCCGUUUGGGGCGGCAAGAGUAAGCUUAUGGGUGUUUCGCCGAUUGCUUGUGGCGCCCCCGGAGGUUCUGGCGAGGGAGAUAAGCCUUUCAUUCUCGACAUGGCUCCAUCUGUCGCGGCAAGAGGGAAGAUCUACAAGGCUCUUCGCCGUGGCGAGAAGAUUCCCAUGGACUGGGCGCUCGAUGCCGAGGGCCGGCCCACAGAUGAUCCAGCUGCUGCGCUGGGCGGCGUAAUGCUUCCGAUGGGUGGCCCGAAGGGGUCAGCGUUGAGUAUCAUGAUGGACGUGUUCUCGGGCGUGCUCUCCGGAUCAGCGUACGCUGGGCAUGUCACAAACCCGUAUGACCCAUCCAAGCCGGCAGAUGUAGGCCACAUGGUCGUUGCUAUCCGACCUGACCUCUUCAUGUCUGCCGAUGAGUUCAGACAAAGGAUGCAGUAUCUUUACGAACGCGUGACCGAUUCGGAGAAGGCGGCGGGAGUUGACCGAAUCUACUUCCCGGGAGAAAUCGAGCAACUAACGGAGAUGGAGCGGAAAAGGACAGGAAUUCCACUUGUACAGGCCGAGAUUGACUCUUUGAACGCCGAGGCAGCCAAGGUGGGUGUGAAGGAGAUAACCACCGGGGUCGGUUCAGCGACAAAGUAG